AGAAAUUAUAGUUUACAUGAGUGAAAUAAAUCGCAUGACGGUCUUUGGAAUACCAUUCAUCUGUUAUCAAGCAACGAGCCGAAGAUGAAGAUCAAAUCCAAGUCUUCGUAUCACAAAUCUGAGAACACCUUCAGGUUUCUCACUUUUGCUGAGAGACUUGCCAAUGUCAACAUCGAUGUCAUCCACCGUAUUGACAGGACUGGAUCAUAUGCAGAGGAAGUAGAAACAUACUUCUCUGAAGGACUGACAAAAUGGAGAGACCUCAACUUGACAGAACAUUUCACUACCUUUUUGAAAGAGGUUUCCAACAAGACCCAGUCAUUCAACAUGAUGGUUUUCCACCAGAAGUCGAUAGUGGAGACCCUAAAAACACACCUGGCAGUCAAGGACAGUUUAGCCUACCAGCCUCUACUAGAUCUGGUGGUGCAGCUGGCCAGAGACCUGCAGACCGACUUCUACCCUCACUUCCCUGACUUCUUCCUUCUGAUCACCUCGUUGCUGGACACUAAGGACACAGAGGUGCUGGAAUGGGCUUUCACCUGCCUGUCCUACCUGUACAAGUACCUGUGGAGGCUUAUGGUGAAAGAUAUGACCAACAUCUACAGUUUGUACAGCACACUGUUGGCACACAAGAAGGAGCACAUCCGCAAGUUUGCAGCAGAGAGCUUCUCUUUUUUGAUGAGAAAGGUUCCCGAUCUUGAUGCCCUGCUGACUCACGUGUUCUCAGACCUGCAGCAGCACCCCGACAAGGCGGAGGGAACGGGUCAGCUGCUGUUCGAGAUGUGCAAAGGUGUCCGAAACAUGUUCCACUCCUGCGCUGCAACUGCUCUCCCUGUAGCUUUGCGGAAGCUCGGUCCUACAGCCGAUCAGGAAGUCUCUCUGCCGUGGGACACCGUCAGGGAUUCUUUGGAUCACAUGGGCCAGGCUGCAGCCAAUCAUGUCGAAAAAGAACAUUUCCUGGUGUUGUGGGAGUCCCUGCAGGUCAGAGUGGUGGAGGUCCUUGGCGUCAUGGAGGCAAAGGGAGAAGAGGCAGAACAAGCCACAGAACAGCUGGAGAGGCUGCUGUUCAUUUUCCACACCCUGGUGUCACACAGGGACGGAGCCAAGGUCACCAAGCCGGAGGCAGUCUGCCAGACGGUGCUCCGCCUGGUUCAGAGCUCGGCUCUGUCAACUUCCUGUUCCCGGCUGCUUCUUCAGAUCAUCUCCUCUCUGCUGCUCGGGGAGAACAUCAGCCUGCCCAAAGCGCUCAUCCAGGAGACGGUUCAGAAGGUGUUUGGCAGCACAAUGGGGCAAGAUCUGAUCCUAGAGUUUACCAAGGAGAUGUUCACCAUGAAACACUUUGAACAGCUCUUCCUCCCCAGCCUGCUGCGCUUCACCACCGGGUUGUUCGGCUGUGGCGACCCCCUGUCUCGCCACCAGGGCCUGGAGGUCCUGGUCAGUCUAAUCCUUGCCAAAGCCCCACCACCCACAGAUGGAUCCAUGGCCUUUGAAACCUACCCACUUCUCUUCACCGGACAAACUACAGGAGUGUUUAGUAUUAAGGAGGCGGGUCAGGCUUCACGAGAGCAGUUGGCGGUGCCAGAGCUGGUGCUGUCACUCAUCAAACUUCCUGAGGAGCAGAAUCAGCCCAUCACUGAUCUGUCGCUGCUAUGGGCCUCACUGGUGCUGCUGCCACACCUCAGGCCUCUUGUUCCAGCUAGCAUUGUUCCCGCUGUCACCGCUUUCUUAAACCACCUGCUGUGUGAAAUUGAGACAGAGAAUUUGGGGAAAGCUGGUCUCUUCGUAGCCACGCAGGCCCUCAGCUGCCUCCUCACUCUGGACGGCUCCGCCCAGCUGCUCUCACUGGUCACCGUGGACAAGAUCAGCUCAAUGCUACGAAAGUUUCCCUCAGACCUGUCGGCCCUGUUGCUAGGAGACCUCUACUACACCCGCCUGUCACUCAGCGGCGUAUCAGAGCACCUAUCCCACAGUGCACUGCUGGAGCUCUACCAGAUUCUACACACCAACCUCUCCUCCAACAUCUCUAAGAUCCGCCUGCUAACUCUGAGGAUCCUCUCUCACUUCGAGGCAGAUCUCCCCCCACAGAUUGAGGGUGAGGAGAACGUGGAGGUGCAGCCGGUGUUCGCGGUGUGCCUGCAGGCCGAGCUGGUGCCGGCCUCAGUGCAGGACUACAGAGAGAAGCUGCUCCACCUCAGGAAGCUGCGUCACGACCUGGUGCAGCGCAGCCUGCCGCAGGGGCCACAGGGCACCUUCCAGCAGGUGCCUCUGCGUUACCUCAUCGCAAUGCUGUUCGUCAAUUUCAGACCACUUUGGGACGCAGUCAUUGAACUUGUUGUGACCCAUGCCAGAGGGAUGGACAACAAGGACUUCUGGAAGGUCUACCAUGAACAUCUGGAGAUGGUGGCAGGAAUAGCUGAAAAAGAACUGCAGGAGUACGAUGAAGAGGAUGACGACGAUGAAUCGGGAGAGUCAGAUCUUCAUGGCGAGCCAGGCUGUGAUGUCAUCGAGAGCGGGGACAUGGGGGUGCUGUUUUUGCAGCAGCUGAAGUCAAGCUUCAACCCCAACGAGAGGACGGACUUCCCCAACUUCCGCAGCCUGCUGUGGCGUGCCAUGGCCCAGUUCCCCGAAAGAGUGGAACCGCGCAGCCGAGAACUGAGCCCCCUGCUGCUCAGGUUUAUCAGGAACGAGUUUUACCCUGCUGACCUGCAGGUGGCGCCCACUCAGGACCUGAGGAAAAGGAACGAUGCUACCCUCGAGGAAUCUGAGAUGGCUGGAGAGGAAGAAGAGGAGAAAGAGGAGAAAGAGGAAGAGGAGCCAGAGGAGGAAGUCAGGCAGCAGAGGAAAGCGCCCCCAAGGAGAGCCGCCGCCAAACAGCUGAUUGCUCAUCUGAAGGUAUUCGCCAAAUUCACCAACCCUCGCUCUCUCUGCCUGGAAAGCAGCCUCAGUGAGCUCUACAACCAGCUGCUCUGCCAUCAAGAUCAUCAGAUUCAGCGAGUGGCACUAGAAUGCAUUCUCACAUACAAAGACUCCAACAUAGUACCAUACAAGGAGAAUCUGGAGAGGUUACUGGAUGACAAACACUUCAAAGAAGAAAUUGUCCAUUUCAACAUCUCAGAGGAGACAGAAGUGAUUGAUGCUUCCCACAGAGCCAAACUCAUCCCAGUGCUCAUGAGGAUCCUGUUUGGCCGUCUGCGCACUAAAUCCGGCAGUAAGUUUCAGGGGAAGGCCAGCGCCGCCACCAGGUCCUCCAUCAUUCUGCGCUUCCUGGCAGGCUGCCACGCAGAGGAGCUGGGAAUGUUCAUCGACCUGCUGUUGGAGCCCGUCUGCCAUCACAGCGAAGGUUCCUGCCUGACCGCAGUGGAGAGAGCCAUAGCCGAGACCAACGUAGGUGCCGUCCUGCCGCUGGGCCGACAGCACAGCCUGCUGAACGUCAUCCACGUGGUGAUCCAGAAACUGGGCCACCUCAUCCAGAUCUACCUGCCCAAGGUGCUGCAGAUCCUGCUGUGUGUCACUGCCUCUGUGUCAACCAUCCUGGACAGCAGGGACCAGCUGCGGGCAGGUUGCAUCAGUCCUCUGAAGAACUUGAGGCGACUCGGCAUCUUGAGGAUCCAGGACUUCUUCGACGGCUUUGACUGCUACAGCUUCAGCCCAGACGAGCUAGACGCCGUCUUCCAGGCUGUAGUCUGGCCUCAGGUGUGUCGUCUCCCUACAGAGAGCCCCUACUCUCCCACCCCACUGCUUAAACUCAUCCACGUGUGGUGCAAAAAUCCUAGAUUCUUCCCCCUCCUGGCCAAGCAGAGGCCAGACCACCCAGAGUGCGGUGUCCUCCUAAACGUCUUCGCCCUCCUCUUUGCCAAGAAGGCUUCCCCAGUGACUAUCGCCAUGGUAAUGGACAUAGCCGAGUCCCUAGCAACCACAGAAGAUUUUGUUGCCUCGGAGAAUGAGACGGAGCUUAGCGUCAACAGCAGUGUGUUUCCACAGCCUAAAGAGGGCGCUCUCAUCACUGCAGACUCAAUAACUCAGGGCUCCAGGCUGCUGCUGCCUCACAUCUCCACCCUGCUGCAGUACCUCAGCAGCGUUGUGCGCAACACCGACAGACUCAAGAAGAAGAAGUUCAGAGCGCAAGUGGCCAAGGAGCUCAACAUCCUCUCCAAGGUCAGCCGAUUUGUGAGCGAUAAGGAGCAGAGUUCAGUGCUCAUCAGUCUGUUGCUGCCCUACCUUCAGAAAGGCCACAACCCUCAAGAGACAGAAAUCGACAUCCUGGCCACCAUACAGAACCUGCUGCGACAGUGCGUGCAGCCCUCUGCCUUCCUCCGGCCGCUCAGCAAACUCUUCUCCAUCAUUCACAACAAGCUGCCCAGACGGGCCCUCAUCAACGUCUUCCAGACUCUGUCAGAUCUGGAACCUUCUCUCACAUACAUUACUGAUGUUACUACAAAGCUUAAUGCUUUAGACAGUCGACACUUGGAUGAAAUCCACUUUGACGUGAGACUAACAGCUUUCCAAGAAGCCACCAGACGCAUCAACGAUAUGCAGACUCUGGACCUGGACUUCAUCGUCGCCAUCAUACACAACUGCUUCCACACAUAUGAGAUUGGUGACAUGUCGCUGGGAGACAACGCCACCUUGUGUCUGUCCGCCGUGAUCACCCAGGUGGCAGCGGUCGGGGCUGGAGAGCAGAUGUACAAGGACAUUGUUCAGCACACCAUCCUGGACGCUGUACACAAGGGGCUCCGCAACAAAACAGAGAGUGUGCAACAUGAAUACACCUGUGUACUGGCCUGCCUGGUGAAGACGUUUCCCUCCAGGAAAGAGUUCAGAGACCUGGUGCAGCUCACUGACUACAAUGACCCAGAGUCUGACUUUUUUGAGCACAUGAAGCACAUCCAGAUCCACCGUCGGGGUCGUGCCCUGAGGAAGUUGGCAAAGCAGCUGACCGAGGGCACGGUAGUCAUGACGCCCCGUUCCCUUCAGAAUUACAUCAUGCCGUACGCCAUGACCAUCCUGCUCGACGAAAAGAUGCUGAAGCACGAGAACAUGACAUCAGCGUCGGUGGAGGUGGUGGGCGCAGUUUGUCGCAGGCUGACCUGGUCCAAGUACCUCUACUACCUAAAACACUUUGUUCACAUCCUGCAGACGGGGCAGGCUGAGCAGAAACUGGCUGUUAGUUUGCUGGUCACAGUCCUAGAUGCUUUCCAUUUUGACCACCAGACCCUCAGCAAAGAAAUGGAAGCUGCUAAGGCCAGAGAGGGUGGGAGUGUCAAGAUGGAUGCAGGAGACGAGGCUGAAGAUGCACCAGAAGAAUCCGACGCAAGCGAUGAUGAAGAACCCAUGGAGGUAGACAGUAAGGCCGCUACCUCUGAUGUCCCCAUGGAAACCGACACCACAGAUAAGGAAAAGGAUGGCGUCUCUAAAGAAGCGGCCACCACUAAAACCGAGAAACCUCCGGCUCCCAAACCUGUCGUAGUACCUAGCGGGCUGCCACAGAGCAAAGAGGAGCUGGAGACUCUGAUAAAGGCCAUCCACCAGACUGUGAAUGACAGCGUUCUGCCCCGCCUACAAAGGUGUCUCACUGCAAAGGUGAAACGUGAUGAGGAGCACAAGGCAGUGAAGUCUAAGGAGGUGAAGGACGAGGAGGUGGCGAGAGUACCGAUAGCCUUCGCCAUGGUCAAACUGAUGCAGACUUUGCCUCCUAACAUCAUGGAAACCAACCUGCCUGGGAUCUUGAUCAAAGUGUGUGUGCUGCUGAGGAACCGUUUCCAGGAGAUCCGCGAUGUGGCUCGAGGAACACUGGUGAAGAUCCUUGAGACGCUUGGAUGCAAAUACCUGCAGUACCUGCUCAAAGAGAUGCAGGGCAUCCUGGUUAAAGGCUACCAGGUCCAUGUACUAACAUUCACAGUGUACCAGUUGAUCUCAGUCCUUACUCCAACCCUGAAGAGUGGAGACCUUGACCCGAGCAUGAACAUGCUCAUCGAUAUCUUCAACAACGAGCUGUUCGGAGCCGUAGCUGCGGAGAAAGAGGUGAAGGGGAUCGUCUCCAAGCUGAUGGAGGCAAGACACAGCAAGAGUAUGGACUCCUACGAACUGCUGGCCCACUUCUGCAGCAAGGAGAGCAUCACCAAGCUCAUACUGCCACUGAAGGAGAUCCUGGAAACGUCAUCCAGUCUGAAGGUGUGUAACAGGGUGGCUGCUGUGCUGCGCCGGCUGGUCCUGGGUCUGCUCGUCAACGACGGCAUGACCUCCCAGGACAUCCUGCUGCUGAGCCACGGCCUGGUCAGCGAGAGCCUGCCACUGCUCACCAAGAGAGACCGAGAGAAAGCAUCAGCUAAGUCCCCCUUAGACCCCCGACUGCCACCUCCCAGCUGCCUGCUCCUGCCCCCGACCCCAAAGAGAGGGGGUAAGAAAGCUCCAGUCAGCAGCCGAACCAACAUGCACAUCCUAGUGGACUCAGGCCUGAAGCUGCUGCACUUGAGUCUGAAGAAAGCCAAAGUGACAUCGUCUGAGAAGUCUUCACUCGAGAUGCUGGACCCCUUUGUGUUGCUGCUGCUCGACUGUCUCAACUCCAUGCACGUCAAGGUGACCACAGAGGCUCUGGUGGCAUUCACUUGGCUGUUAAAGUUCCCUCUGCCAGCAGUAGAGCAAAACGCCGACCAGCUGACCAAGCAGCUUUUUGUCCUGCUGAAGGAUUACUCCAAGGCAGGCGCCGCCCGCGGGGAGAACUACCAGCUGGUCCAGAACUGCUUCAAGGCCAUCACUAUACUGGUUAAAAAUGUGAAAAGCAAUAAGAUUUCAGAGACACAGCUGCAAGUGUUGCUGGGAUAUGCAGAGGAGGACAUCUACGAUCAGUCUCGCCAGGCGACUGCAUUCGGCCUGCUAAAGGCGAUACUCUCCAGGAAGCUCAUCGUACCAGAGAUGGAGCAGCUGAUGAAAAAAGUGGCCAAGCUGUCUGUGAACGGGAGCAACGCUAUGAUUAGAAUCCACUGUCGACAGAUCUAUCUAAAGUACCUUCUGGACUACCCACUGGGGAAGAAGCUGAGAGAGCACCUGGACUUCAUUAUGGCUCAGUUGGCAUAUGAGCAUGACACAGGCAGGGAGUCUGUGCUGGAGAUGCUGGCAUUCAUCUUUCAGACUUUCCCUAAGAACUUGCUGCAGCAGCACAACGGCCUGUUCUUUGCCCCGCUGGCCUUGGUUGUGAUUAACGACGACUCGCCACGCUGUAAGAAAAUGGCCGCCAUGGCCAUCAAGGCCCUGCUGGCCCAGCUGGACCUGAACACCCAGAACACCUUGUUCUCCCUGGUCAACACCUGGAUGAAUGCAGACAAAGUCAGUCUGCGGCGUCUCGGGGCUCAAGUCUGUGGUCUGUUCGUGGAGGUGGAUGAGGAGAAGUUUACCCGUCGCCUAGACGACCUGCUGCCUCUCCUCGAAAAAGGGAUCGACCCUGAUAACUUUGACGAUAUCGAGGAGGAGCAGGAUGAGAAAGAAGCAGACCGGCUGUUGUUCAGUUAUCUGACACUCAUCACCAAACUGAGCAAACACUGCGGCCUGCUGGAGCUCAGCAAGCCUAGCGACACACUCUGUCGCAUCUGGGGUCACAUUGAAGCCCACCUGCGGUACCCUCACUGCUGGGUGUGGCUGACCGCCUCGCAGCUUUUCGGCCAGCUGUUUGCUGCCCAGCAGGCAGAGCAGCUGGUAGCUAUGUGGAGCGAAGAGGGAGGCAGCAAUUCACCUCAGCAGGCAGCAACGGCCUUCAUCAUCAAAGGCCUUGAUAAGAAGAUGAGAGAGUUGGCGUUAUCGUUCUGCCAUCAGCUACAGUCCAAGUUCCUGGACACGGCGUCAGGAGAACAGGUGAUCAAGAACCUGCUCUUCGUUGGCAAGGUAAUCUACCUCAUAUCACCCGAGUGUGAUGUCACUCCCCCUCAAGAAGAAGCAAAAGAGAAGGAAGAAGAGGAGCAGAUGGAGGACAAAAACGGAGAUGGAGAGGAGGGAGUGGACGGGGAUGAGCAGAAAGAUGAGGAGAAAGAAAAGGAAGAUGAGGAAGAUGACAAGGACGAUCGGCCACCUUCCCUGCUGUGGCUGAUGAAGAAGCUGGUACUGAUGGCGAAAAGAGAGGCAGCGUACACUCCCAAAGUUCCCCUGAAGAGAACAUGUGUGUUUAAGUUCCUUGGAGCGAUAGCCAUGGAUCUGGGAAAGGAACGGGUCGGCCCCUAUUUGACCACUGUCAUCACUCCUCUGUACAGAGAACUGGACAGCACCUAUGCAGACCAAGACCCCACACUGAAGAACCUGGCACAAGAGCUGAUAGAGCUGCUAAAGAAACAAGUGGGACUGGAGAAAUUCUCUCUGGCAUUCUCCUCAGUACAGAAGGAGUUUUCAGUGAGGCGAGCGGCACGCAAACGCCAACGAGCCAUGCAGGCGGUGGCUAACCCAGACAUCGCUGCCAAGAAGAAGCUCAAGAAGCACAAAAACAAAAUCGAAGCCAAAAAGAGGAAGAUCGAGUUCCUUCGCCCUGGAUACAAAGCGAAGAAGCACCGGAGCCACGCUCUCAAAGACCUGGCUAUGGUGCAGUGAGCCACGAUUGUGUUGAGGACACUAGGUGCAAAUGAAAGCUGGCCAGCUGAGCCAGAAAAGUGACUCAGACUGGCUCUUGUGGGCUGUCUGACUGCACAUCUCAUGUUACAUAAUAUCCUUUACAAGUCUAAUUAAUGUCAGUUGAUGAAGACGUCACGCUGGGACAGGAGACACAAAUCAGAUUUUUCUCCCUCAUGGAUUUGCUGAUGCGUGCAUGUGACAUGUUAAUAAUCUAAUUGAUCUUUACUGUUGUACAUCCAACAUCUUUAUGUGUGUGUGUGCAAAAGGAAUUAGAAAUUAGACAUCUAACAGCUGUAACAAAACAGGAUGUCUUUGAAUUGCAGAUCAGAGCUGAAAUCUAUUUUUUAUUUUCCUGCCGCGA
Molecule: messenger RNA, 8950 nt
Organism: Scomber japonicus (chub mackerel)
Lineage: Eukaryota; Metazoa; Chordata; Actinopteri; Scombriformes; Scombridae
Gene: utp20
Product: UTP20 small subunit processome component
Exons: 61
Coding region: 85-8568 (2827 amino acids)
Cellular component (GO): 90S preribosome; small-subunit processome; nucleolus
Source: RefSeq, a predicted model, not a curated record